This is a messenger RNA of Uncinocarpus reesii 1704, 777 nucleotides long. RefSeq lists its product as uncharacterized. Gene Ontology annotation, cellular component: Ndc80 complex. Bases 1 to 777 code for a protein of 258 amino acids. Gene Ontology annotation, biological process: chromosome segregation. The record is from RefSeq and is a predicted model, not a curated record. The transcript is spliced from 2 exons. NCBI's taxonomy places the organism in Eukaryota, Fungi, Ascomycota, Eurotiomycetes, Onygenales, Onygenaceae.
AUGGCUUCAACCUUCGAUCCCUCUGUGUCAGUUUCUGGCAUGCGCCCUCCACUUGCAUCCGCGGACGCGCCGUCCAUGGCCGACCAGCUCCCGGCGCUCAACUUUGGAUUCGAGGAUUUACGCGCCCGUAUGGCACAGUUUAGCGCAAAAUUCGAUGCAUUCAUUGAAAGAGGGAGAAAGCAAAUUCUAGAGGAGAAGAACCAGUUUCGAGUCAAUCUUGCAGAGCUCCAAGAGGAUCGGAAUAUGAAACAGAAAGAUAUCGAGAUAUUCAAUUUAAAAUCGCAAACCCAUGCGCAAACAUUGCAGAAGGAGGCGGCGGAGGCAGCAGAAAUGCACGAAGCAAUUGCCGCAAUUAGUCAACAACGAGAUGCGCGCUUAACCACCCGGGACCGAUUAAAACAGCAAAUCGAAGAGACACAAAAGGCAAUAAAUCAAAGGCUGGAAGCUCAGAAAGCGCAUGCGAGACACCUUGAAGCUCAGGCACGCCUGAAUGUUCCCGAGCUGGAGUUUUGGCAAGAUAUUUUGUGCUUGAGAAUUGAGGGUGCAGGGAGAGAUGAUCGAUUGAAAAUAGUGUACAGUCAUCUCUUAGAAAAGGAUUGGGAGAAGGAAGCUUGGUUUGAACUUGGGACAGCCUCCAGGGAUUACGAAGUGUUUCAUUGCCGCCCCAAGUUGGACCGGGCAGCCAUUGAGCAAGAGCUUGAUAUUGUCAAUGAAGACCGGGAUUUUGGGGCCUUUAUCAAACGGAUGCGAAAAUUGUUCGUGGCCGCAAUGAAGUGA